AGGAGUGUUUCUUUUCCGGCUCCUCAGGUUCCUCGCCGCGGGAUGAGGGAAGCCGGCUCGGAGUUAGGCUAGGCGAGCCCCUCCGCGAAAGGGAGGCGGGAGUCGCUGCGGUUGCUGGUAGAGGCUUUGCGCGAUGAGGAUAAAUAUUGACCCAUGGAGAAACAUCGUUUUGCUCAGAAGCUACCCACCCUUGUUAAUGGAAAGUUCUGAACAGUGACAGCCUGAUCUUAUGCAUGUUUACUCUGAAGAUAGCUGUAGCCGUGACAAAAAGGACUGACUGACCUUUGGAGGCCCUUCUGUCCCUUCAACAUGGCUGGAGGGAUUACUGAUACAGGAGAGCUCUACUCUCCUUAUGUUGGCCUGAUUUAUAUGUUCAAUCUCAUAGUCGGGACAGGAGCUUUAACAAUGCCAAAAGCUUUCGCUACUGCUGGUUGGCUUGUCAGCCUCAUCCUAAUAAUGUUCCUGGGGUUUAUGAGUUACAUGACCACAACCUUUGUAAUGGAGGCCAUGGCGGCUGCAAACGCCCAGCUUCGCUGGAAGAGGAUGGAAAAGCACAAGGAAGAUGACGACGACGAUUCUUCAUCUGGAGUUUCUGAUAGUGAUGUUCUCCUCCCAGAUAGCUAUGAGAGAUCAGAGACGCGCCCUAUUCUGUCUGUUCGUCUAAAACUUACCCCCUCUGAUGGUGAAGUAAGAGAAAGACGAGGAGCACCCAAUAUUUUUGAAAUCACGGAACGAGUGGAGAUGGGUCAGAUGGCUUCCAUGUUCUUUAAUAAAGUGGGAGUCAACUUGUUCUAUUUCUGUAUAAUCAUCUACCUCUACGGAGAUCUGGCAAUCUAUGCAGCUGCAGUCCCAGUUUCUCUUAUGCAGGUGACCUGUGUGAGCAGCAAUAAUUCAUACAGUGUUGAAGAUGGCUCAAAGUAUAACGACACUGCCAAGUGCUGGGGCCCAAUCAGGCGAAUUGAUGCUUACAGAAUUUAUUUGGCGGCAUUUACAGUCCUAUUGGGUCCUUUCACCUUUUUUAAUGUGCAGAAAACAAAGUAUCUACAGAUCGUAACGUCACUGAUGAGGUGGAUAGCAUUUGUCAUCAUGAUAAUUUUCGCCCUCAUCCGCAUUGCCAAGGGCCAUGGGGAAGGCCAGCCCCCUCUGGCGCAGCUCUCGGGGAUCCGCAAUCUCUUCGGAGUAUGUGUUUAUUCCUUCAUGUGCCAGCACUCCCUGCCAUCCCUCAUCACACCCAUCUCCAAGAAGAAGCAUGUGAACAAGUUGGUCCUGUUGGAUUACAUUUUAAUCCUGGGUUUUUAUGUCCUCCUGUCCUUUACUGCUAUCUACUGCUUCCUCAAUGGGACUCUCAUGGACAUGUACACACUCAACUUCACCAAUGGUCAGAUAGUCCCUUAUGCCUUUCUGCGCUACUUCCUGGGCCUUUUCCCCGUCUUCACCAUCAGCACUAAUUUUCCUAUAAUUGCCGUGACUCUGAGAAACAACUGGAAGACCCUUUUCCACCGGGAAGGGGGAACCUACCCGUGGGUAGUCGAUAGGAUUUUUUUCCCAAUUAUCACUCUAAUUCCCCCCCUCCUGGUGGCUUUUUGCACUCACGAUUUAGAGUCCUUGGUGGGAAUUACUGGGGCCUAUGCUGGGAAUGGGAUCCAGUACAUCAUCCCUGCUUUCUUAGCAUAUUGUAGCCGAAAAGACACUCAGUUGGUUUUUGGAACCGGCACAAUCAAUCAACAUUUGUCCCCUUUCCGGCACACAUUCUGGAUUGGGUUUGUGCUCCUCUGGGGUCUUUUUUGCUUUCUUUUUGUAACUGCAAAUAUCAUUUUGAGUGAAACGCAGCUCUGAUGAUGGAGCCGUGCUGCAGUGCUGCUUGUUGUCAUACAGACACUUCAGGGUGACCUGUAAGAUCCCUUAGCCUUGCACCCAGUGAGAACCUUUUCUAAACCAUCAGCUUACUAAUAAUAAAGUCUUGAGUGUGAAACUUGAGCUGGAUGCUGACCUUGUCAGUUCUGGGUACAGGAUUUCCUGUUCAAUUUCUUUUUAAUUUAACUUUCCCACCCCAACAUACACAGCUAUGGCUUUAAGAACUUCACCUGGCUGCUGCGGUUGCCCAAUCUCAGGCUUUUUUGCCUUGACUAGAGAUCCCCCUAUGGAAUGUCUUCCUCUGUCUUGUGCUGUGAUGUCUCCAGAGGCUACUGGAUACACAUCUCUUCUCCAAGGAAAAUGCGGAGAAGCACUGUGGCUGUUGCCUGUCAAGCGAAAGCAGCCAGUGAAUUAAGCAAGCAGCGAUUCCUCCUUCUGCUCAUAUUUUCAGCUAAAUGGGAAAAAAUCAGGAGCAGAAUGUAGACCACUGGAUGAAGUGGGCUUCACAGAUGUUGGACGUGUUCCAGGGUUAGAGGGGAACCUAAACUGUAGAGUACGAGAGAGGAAAAUGUCCAGUGGUACCGUUUGCCUGCCUGCCUGCCUAGUGGUACCUGAACACUUACCAUUUUUUCUCAGCAUUUAUUUCCUUUUCCAUUUGUUACAGCCUUUCCAACUUACAUUUUCCUUUGUCGCGUGUCAUGUGGUCUCUGGUUUCACGGAAGCUGUUGUGGGUCUAAAUGAAAUAGUUUCAUCUGAAAAGAAUGCAACUAUAGUUAAUUUUCCUGAUGUUUUUGUGUUUGCCAGCCCCUUGACUUCCUCUCCUUAGUUGGGCAUUCACCGUGUGUUUGGUGAGAGACAGGUGCUGCGAAGCACCGCUUCGUGAGGAAUAAAAGGGAAAGGCUGUUUCCACAGCUCCUUUGGGCUGCUGAGUAGCCUCAGCCAUUGUUACAGUCCUCAGUUUCAUGCUAGUCUGGGGCAGCAUGGCGGGCCGAAGCUGCUACAGUCACUGUUUGCGUGAGCAUGAAGGUGCUAAUUACUUGCUGGACAAGUAAUAUAUAAAACCAUUCAGAGGGUUCAUGGACUUGUUUCUAAGCACCUUAGCUGGGUGUUACCAGAUGUGGGGCUUAGCUCUUAAACACGUCUUGAUGGAGAAUAAUUAUUUACCUGAAAAUGUAACCAGAGAGAAUAAAAUCAUGGAAGCUAGGAGAAAGUCGCUCCUAAAAACAUUGUUUUGUGUCUUCUGUGGGCCUAUAAAGGCAGCCUAUCCUAAUACUCCCUGAAUUCCCAAAAGACAUGCAUUCCGUUGUAAAAACUCUUCUCCCUCUUUCUCCCAUCGUGUUCAGGGAAUAUAAAGAAAAAAACUGCUCCCCACCAUCUAAGCUGUCUAUUUUACUGUACAUAUAGCUCAGACUAUACAUCAUAACAACUGCAAUUAUAUACCACUCUUCUAGACAGAUUAGUGCCCCCACUCAGAGCAGUGAACAAAGUCAGUAUUAUUAUUCUUCCCGCAAUACAGCAGGGGAGCUGGAGAUGAGAAGAGUGGCUGACCCAAGGCCACCUGCUGAGCUCAUGGCAGUCGUGGGAUUCGAACCAGCAGAGUGCUGAUUCACUCUUAACUGUUAGGCUACCUGGGUCCCUCCUUAUCUCAAGAGGAGGGCUGGGGAGUGAUUUUAAGAGAAAAAGAGACAGAUAGGGGCUCUAAACUGCCCCCACUGCUCGUCCAUAUUUCCCUGCAGCCCCCUGCCCCCAAUCACUUUUCACUCAUCCGGGUGCCUAGGUAGAAGAAAGCUGCCUGAAAGUGGGCAGGUGACUGGGGUACAAUUCGGCUCUCCUCCAUCUCAUGCUCCAUUUUCUAUUCAGAUCAGCUCUCUGUCCUCUCAGACUUCAGUCUGUCCUUGUCUUUGUUGAAAAGGGGUACUUCUCAAGCCGCAGUCCACUGCCAUUCUUUUGUGAAACUGCAAACAUUAAUAGAUUGAGGAAGUUUGGAAGCAAUCAUAGUUCGCCAAUGUUUUAAUCAUAUAACAAGAACUUUGCUUUUUAUUCUUUUUGCCUAUAAAUAUUUUUAAGCUACAUUUAAAGCAAUUCCAGACCUUGGGUUAUGUUGUCUUCUCUUAGUCCAGUACGGCUGUGAUAUUAAAGGUGACAUUUCACCGAUGUGAUCUGAGCAAUUCAAUGGUGUUGGACAUUUUUUUAAAAUCAAAAUUGUUACCAAGCAUAAUUUUCCAGCCAGUAUCAAACUGAAUUGAUUCUGCUGUAGAAACAAUCAGGUUGGCAGAGGCUGUGUCAAAGAAAAUAACCACAGCAAGUUCAAGAGUAACUGAACUGAGCUUAAAAAUAAAAUGCCCUUGGUAUGUUACAUAAAGCAGGGGUUGCCGAUUUGGGGGCGGGGAGGGGAGCUUGCUGCAAGCUCAAUAAAACCUGACAUCCUUUUGCUUCUUGAUCUCAAGCUGUACUUGGCAGCCCUUGCUGGUACAUCAGAGUCACCUAAGCAGCCCUGAGAGUAUGCAGAUAGCUGAUGCUGUUCCUUUGCUACCAGGUUACGGAAACAUUCCUCUGAGUGAAUUGUUAGAGAAGGUUUAGGGAAAGCAAAAAUCCCAGGGUUCAGAGGACCCGUCACCUGACUAGAGUCCCGAAGAAAUGGAAAGUAAAGCAUCAAAGUAAAGCAUCGUAAGUGGGUUAUAACUUGCUUCUAUCACUUUUUCUCCUGAUUAUAAGAAAAUUUGUCAGAUAGCAAGUGGGACAGAUCACCGACGGCCAUGACAGAGCUGUCGCAUACUGGUCCAGUCUGCCCUUGUGCCAGAUGAGUCAGGGAUAAGAUCAGAAUUGGCAUUUUAACUGCAGAGUAGAUACACCCAAGAAAUAACCUUGUAAUGGAUGAAAAUGGUGUUACCACCUUCUUCUCCAUUUUGUCCGGCAUAUAACACCGGUCUAACAUCUAUUUCAAUCCUCUGUAGGGUUCACUGAAUUUCUCACCAUUUUGCCUCCUAGGAACUAACCUGUCACUUUGUACUUAUCUUCAGGCCCAAUUCACAAAAGGUUUUUCUUCCUCCCAUCCCUUUAAUUUCCUCCCUGCAACUCAACUCAGAAUUGCUUCUUCCUUUAGUUCGGUCUGGUAUGUCUUUAUAUGUGUUGCAAAAAGGAGAAAAAGUCCUAAGUAGCAUGAGAAUAAAUAUUAUUGAUAACCGGAAGUGGCUGAAAGAAUAAUUAGAUGAAAUAAAUACCAAUGGUCUGCCGGCUAAAUAUGACUUAAGUUAUCACAGGGUCAGCCUGGAAAGGCAAACAAUUCUGAAAAAGUUUACAAAAUGAUGUAUUUAGCCGGCAAAUUGUCGGUAAUUUAUUUCUGUUCAUCUAAUUAUUCUUUCAGCCACUCCCAGUUAUCAGCAGUAUUUAUUCUCACACUAUUCAAGACUUUUUCUUAUUUUUUGCAUUGUUACCUCUGGUACAGAGUACCUUCUGCUUUUCAGAAGUGUUCUACCCCCCUCCACCACUUUUCUGUGGUUUUUAUAUAUAUUGCACCAAGUACAGUCCAGAACGACUAAAUAUGGAGUCACAGCAGAAAUGGUUCAGUUGCUGAGCUGCAGUAGCCAUAUUUCUUUUUAUGGACACCCCCUAAGCUUGUUGUGAGACUUUAAUGGUCCUUUUUAUACAGAAGUUGGAAAGAUGUGGUGGUGUGCAGCUGGCGGCCUCACCAUUCCCACCACCAAAGAUUUUUCUGCCAUCCUUUUGCCCCAAAGCCAUAGUUCUCUGUUGCAUUAAAUGUGCCUUUUUGCUUUAAAUUAUAAACUUAAAUGUUGCCCGAAAGGAGAUCAAAUGUGCAAUUGCUAUAACUUGUCCUUAAAUUUCAAAACAAACUUCACUGUAGGAGAGGUGAGUUUCUCAGCAUGAAUGGAAAGAAAGCCUUUGAAAUGGCAUGGUGCUAGUGCCUUUCAUUGCUCCCCCACCCCAACAUUUUAUUUUCUUGUAGUUAGCAUUGAAGGCACUCCCUUCAGUUGAAGCCGUAGAAGGAUCUACCUCAAUUCCUGGUGGAAGCACUACAAAAUAGGGGGAAAUUUCAAAAUCUGCCUUAAAACAUGCAAUAGCUGUCGAGAACCAAGGUGGAUCAGGCAUUGGAGUUUGUGUUGUUGUUGUUUUAAAUCCACUAUAUUACAAGAAGAGGGUGGCAUGGGAUCCAGAACUCAUUCUAGCUCAAUGUAAUACAGUGGUUGAUGUCUUCCCCAUCAGGUUUAAAAUAAGAUUAUAUUUUUAAUUGGCCGUUAUAAUGUAACAAUUCUCUCCGGCUUUUCACUACAAUGUGUUCUUCUCAGCUUGUCCCUGUAUAUAAUUAUUUUUCAGAAAGGCAUAAAGAAAUAAAGGAACAUUAUACA
Eublepharis macularius is the source of this 6218-nucleotide messenger RNA. It is a transcript of the gene SLC38A12, whose product is annotated as transmembrane protein 104. Bases 310 to 1836 code for a protein of 508 amino acids. The transcript has 12 exons. The record is from RefSeq and is a predicted model, not a curated record. Lineage: Eukaryota; Metazoa; Chordata; Lepidosauria; Squamata; Eublepharidae.